AUGAAUGAAGUUAUUUCAAACUCGUUCAAUACUAAUGGUACUGUGACGCCAGCUGACCCAGGAGAAGAAAAUUUAUCAUCAGCUUCAUUUGUUUUUCAACAAGCUGUAAACGAUGAUCAACAAGAAAAAACACCUCAUUAUCAACUAAAAGCACCACUAUGUGUAUCGCAACGAUAUGAAGAGGAAUUUUUUGAUCAUUUUCAUAUGAAUUAUUUUGGUAAACUUGAACGUGAAGGUUUAUUUUUAGCUUCUGUUCGAUCUAUUCAAAUAGAACCAUAUGAAAUACGUCGACAACUAUCAUCUUGUUAUUCAGUAACAAAGGAUGACAAAAAUAAACAUUUAGUUCAAGCCAUUAUUCGGUAA
This is a messenger RNA of Rotaria sp. Silwood1, 363 nucleotides long. The record is from the annotation of a GenBank genome assembly. NCBI's taxonomy places the organism in Eukaryota, Metazoa, Rotifera, Eurotatoria, Philodinida, Philodinidae.